Lathyrus sativus (Indian pea) is the source of this 1899-nucleotide messenger RNA. NCBI's taxonomy places the organism in Eukaryota, Viridiplantae, Streptophyta, Magnoliopsida, Fabales, Fabaceae. The record is from the annotation of a GenBank genome assembly.
AUGAACAACAAAACCCAAAACCUAAGGCGUGGAACCAACAAACGACGACACACAAAUAAACUCUUUGGUGUUUUCGGUGCUGCUGCUAUCAAAUUCUUGAAGAAAUCGAAGAAACAAGAAAAAGUUAGAAGCUUGAGUGCUGUCAAUGAAAUGGGUUGUGAAAAACAACAACAACAUCAAGACCCAAAGAGAUUUAAGAUUCCCAAUAAUUUUUUGAAUGGAUGCUAUGGUGCGUCUGUUCCAAGGAAGCUACGUUCUGCCAUGAAGAAGCGCGGUCGCGAAUCCAUCUUACUUGAUGCAGAAAAGAUGAACCAUAAGAACAAUGGAAUAGAAUCUUCAGAAAAGGAUAAUGUAAAGAAGUCAAAAGUGAGUAUUAAACAGGAAAUUAGCCAAAAAUUGUCCCGAAGAGAAGGAGGUUUUGGUUCCAUCACAAAAGACGAGGAAGAGGUAGCUGAGACUCUAUAUUCUUUGGCUGCAAUGUUCCCUGAGAGUGGCUCCAAUCAUGUUAGUAAGGAAAUAUAUGGAGAAUCUUUGAUAGAGAACUCUUCAGUUUUGCAGGACAAGAAGGAGAAUGUUAAUGCUGCACUCGAAGAAUCAGUAACCGAUCAGGGUGCAAGUCUUUGUCCUGAAAGUUGUUUACCUGGAGAAGCUUCAAAAAUUACUUCUGUAAAUGAAACUACUGGUCAAGAACAUUCUGAGAAGGCGAGUUUAUUGGUGGCAUCUCAUAGCAGUACUCCAUCGAUAAAUCUUCAGAGCAUGCCUGAGAUGGUUAAGCGUGAAUGUUGCAAAAAAAUUGCAUUGCACGACUCUGAGUUAUGGCUAGCAAUGGGAUUAAAUAUAACCCGACAAUCACAGAUUUCACAACACAAGAAGAAACCAGACGUCGAAUUAGACUCGGUCAGAUAUGUUGAUAACAAGCAAAAACAGCAUUUGAUUAAGGAACAUAUAAAAAAUGAAAGUCUUGCAUUGUGGCCAGGCUUGUCUUCAGUGUCAUCUGCUGUUAGUCAUAAAAGAUCACGGAAAAGGUGUGCUACUCAUGUUUACAUCAGUCAUACAAUUCGGCGUUUAGAGGUGUCAAAACAAGGAGCUAUCAAAGAGUCCAAGCUUCACGAAUGUAAUGAAAUGAGAGUGCCCAAUGGGUCAAAUCGUGAAAUUCUUUCUGAAGUACACAACGUGAACGGAAUGAGAAAUAGAGCUAUGCGUGCUACUGUGAGGAAUACUAAUGAAAGUAAGAAUGGUAGUAUUCCUUCGCAGCAAUGCCACUAUGGUGAGAUAACACAGACUACUCCAACACCUGGAGUAUAUGAUUCUCAAAAGCAAAGUUUCAACUUCUUGUCUUUGUCAACCGGAAGUUACGGAUUAAAGGUCGACAAUAACAAUUAUAAUAAAGUUGUAAGUAGGUUGGAACCAUUGUCAAAUUUGCAAGUACCUUAUUUUCAGUCACUAGCACAACAACAACAACAAAGGGUUGUGCCAAAUCCUACGCAUCAGAAUCGUUACGCCGCCUCGACAGUUUACCUUGAUCAGUUGUCUGUUGUAGGACCGCAGCUUCGGUUGCAACAACCUCAUUAUUAUGGUAGCCAGUUAUGUGGAACUCAAUAUAGUUCAACAGCCACAAAUAGUAAGCAAGACCACCAAAACUUUUGGGGGAUGCAGCAACAAGUAGCUCAGGGCAGGUCUUCCGUCAAUUGCAAUGUUGCUAUGAGGACCCAAAAUCCUAAUUGGCAGAGUGGAAGAAGUGAAUCUUCUGCAAUGGUUCCUUGUGCCCAAGCCAUUUUUCCUCAUACCUCUGUAUCACAAGAAAUAUUCGGAUCGAAAAUCGCCGGACGACAACAGCAGCUCAUUUCCCCCAUCCAAGACAAAUGGGCAAGAUCUUCUUCAUCUCAAUACUAUAUUUGA